AUGUCGCUAGCAACUGAAUCGUUAGAAUUCAGAGGAGAAAUAGGAGAGGAAAUAAGUUCAAGGGACUUUCUGAAAAAAGCAGAAGUACGGCUAUUGAUGAUGAACAUAGCGGAAGCUCGAUUCACGAAAAAAGUACACCUGUUCUUUAAAGAUGGGAGCAGAGUACAAAGGUGGUACGACAAAUUGGAAGAAGCAUCGAAAGGCGAAGAUUGGGACGAGUUCAGGAAACUAUUCCUGGUGGAGUUCCCGGCAAAGGAAAUGGCAGAAGUAUCGGAGGCAGAUAUGAGAAAGGAGCUGUUAACGAAGAGAAUAACGACGGAGGAAUUAGGAACCAAAGAUAAAAGCACAAAGCAGUGGACUCACUGCAAAUUUGCGGACACAUUGCUGGAGUAUGCAAAGGCAGCAGGAAUCGCAGAUACAUCAACAGAUAUCCUCAGCAUACACGCAAACUUACCGUGCAUCCUAAGAAGGCAAAUGAAGGAUACGGCGAAGAAUUGGGCAGAUUUUGUAAAGGAAAUUAAAGAAGUGGACAGUGAAUGGAUCAAGGAAGAGAAAGCAGACGAGGACAGAAUCAAAAAGUUAGAAGAAAGAAUAGCGACGCCGGAAACACCUAGAACCAGGACGGCAAACUCGUUAGCCAAUCUACAACUGCAGACACCCUCGAAUAACACCCAACGUUAUACAGCACCACAGAAUCGUAGUGCAGGAGCAGUAGGGGAGAACCUCUUCACGUCAACAACAGGAGGUCAAGGAAACCUAUUCCAGGCGAAUGGCCCACGCCGUCAGCAACAAGGUAGCCAAAGCUAUGGACCAAGACUCACAACAGAGCAGAAGGAGGUGCUAAAGCAAAACCUCAAUGCGUACACGCAGCAGGCGAACUCACCAGACGGGAUAAACAAGUGGAAGACGGAAGCACGCUACCACCAGGAUCAGGAGAAUGCUUUUGAUGUGGGAAAGCCACACAUGGCAGAGGAGUUGUUUGCACUUCGACGACAACCAUCACGGACCUAG
Marasmius oreades (fairy-ring Marasmius) is the source of this 1011-nucleotide messenger RNA. RefSeq lists its product as uncharacterized. The record is from RefSeq and is a predicted model, not a curated record. The coding region runs from base 1 to 1011 and encodes 336 amino acids. NCBI's taxonomy places the organism in Eukaryota, Fungi, Basidiomycota, Agaricomycetes, Agaricales, Marasmiaceae. The transcript has 2 exons.